Molecule: messenger RNA, 4463 nt
Organism: Falco peregrinus (peregrine falcon)
Lineage: Eukaryota; Metazoa; Chordata; Aves; Falconiformes; Falconidae
Gene: PER3
Product: period circadian regulator 3
Exons: 21
Coding region: 128-3652 (1174 amino acids)
Biological process (GO): entrainment of circadian clock by photoperiod; circadian regulation of gene expression; negative regulation of transcription by RNA polymerase II
Cellular component (GO): cytoplasm; nucleus
Molecular function (GO): transcription cis-regulatory region binding; transcription corepressor binding
Source: RefSeq, a predicted model, not a curated record
GCGGGGGGGGGGGGACCCCGAGAGGGCGGUGGGCUCGGCGGCGGGGCCCGCUCCUCCCCCGAGGCGGUGUCAGCGCCGCCGCCGGUGGGGCCCGUGCCCCGGGCUCGCCACGCUCCGCGGGGCGGCGAUGGACGCGGCCGGGCAGCGCGGGGCAGCGGGGCUGGGGGAGCGGCGGGCGGCCGCGGGGGCCAGCUCCGGCGGGGAAUCGCCCGCGGCGCCGGGCGGCGGCUCGGCGGGGAGCUGGGCGAGGCGGUGCGGAGCUCGCAGUGAGCAGCUGAAUUGGAGCCAGUCUCACAGAGAUCUGAUGAUGAUGAUCCAAGAAAUUAAAAGGUGUUUGCCUGAAGAGAAAAGGAGUUCCAGCAAGCCCAGUACCAUCAGUGCUCUCAACUAUGCCUUGCAGUGCGUCCAACAGGUCCAAGCAAACAAUGACUUUUUCCAGGCUCUGAAUGACCGAAGAGUGUUUCAGACAGAUGGGAUGACAUACAGCAUAGAAGAGUUGGUGGCAGUUGCAUCUGAACACACUACAAAAAACACUGACACGUUUGUGGCUGUGUUUUCCUUGCUUUCUGGACGCAUAGUGCACAUUUCUGAGCAGGCAGCAUCCAUUCUAAACUGUAAGAAGAAAGUGUUGGACUCCUCCCGGUUUGUAGAGCUGCUUGUCCCUCGGGAUGUGAGUGUGUUCUACACACACACUGAUCAGUCCCACCUGCCGCUUUGGAACAUGGAUAGUCAAACAGCUUCUCUGUAUGAGUAUGCCCAGGUGAAAUCCUUUUUCUGCAGGAUCAGGGGUGGUAAAGACCGAGAACAAGAAAUGCGUUGUUACCCAUUCCGGAUCACCCCGUACUUGGUCCACGUGUGUACUUCUGUCCACGUGGAUGCAGAAUCCUGUUGCUUAGCUUUGGCUGAGAAAAUUCACUCUGGAUAUGAAGCUCCUCGAAUUCCUAUGGAUAAAAGAAUCUUCACCACCACUCACACCCCUGGAUGUGUUUUUCUUGAUAUAGAUGACAGAGCAGUGCCUUUGUUGGGUUACUUACCUCAAGAUUUAAUUGGAACAUCCAUACUGAUGUAUUUGCAUCCAGAAGAUCGUCCUUUGAUGAUUGCUGUUCACCGGAAGAUCCUGAAAUUUGCUGGCCAACCCCCUUUUGAACAUUUACCGAUUAGAUUUUGUACUCAAAAUGGUGAUUAUGUCAUACUGGAUACCAGCUGGUCCAGUUUUGUGAAUCCUUGGAGCAGGAAAGUAGCGUUCAUCAUUGGCCGACACAAAGUCCGGACAAGCCCUCUGAAUGAAGAUGUCUUUGCUGCAAGAAGUAAAGAAAUGAGCAGUGUUGAGAAAGAGAUAAGAGAAUUGCAAGGACAAAUUUACAAGCUGCUUCUGCAGCCAGUUCACAGCAAUGUUUCCAGUGGUUACGGAAGCCUUGGAAGCAAUGGUUCUUAUGAGCACUAUAUCAGCAUCGCAUCUUCAAGUGACUCCAAUGGGAAUUGUGCAGAUGAAAUACAAGAACCAAUGACAUUGCAACAAGUUUGUGUGGAUGUCAACCGAAUAAAGAAUCUGGGACAGCAGCUGUAUAUUGCAUCAAGGAGCAAGCCACAGAAUGGAAAUGAACAGGCUGUGAGCUCAGAAAUGCUAGGAGGGAAAAGGCACACUGCUUCCUGUUUUCUUCAGACGUUGAGAAGUGAUAGCGCAGAAGAAACAGGCGAUGCAUUUUAUGAUGAUUCAAAGAAGACUCCGCGUGUUCCUUCCUAUCAGCAGAUCAAUUGUGUUGAUAGUAUCAUCAGAUAUCUAGAGAGCUGCAGUAUUCCAGCAUUGAAAAGGAAAUGUAAAUCUUCUGCAAAUACAUCAUCGUCAUCUUCAGAAGAUGACAAGCAAGUCCAGCAAAGUCAGCAGGAAGUGGAGGCGUUGGAAGCAGCUAAUUCUCAAACUCCGAUACCUGCUGAUCAGGAAGAGACGCUGAAGGACCAGACAGCUGCAGGCACGGUGGGGUCUCCACUGGCAGACCUGACCCUGUCCAACAAGGCUCCCAGUGUGGUGUCUGUCACCAGCCAGUGCAGUUACAGCAGCACUAUAGUGCAUGUCCCACACCCUGAAUCAGAAGUGACCACAGUGGAGGAUACUACUGUUGGAAGUGAACACAUUGAGCUGCCUCCUGUGAACGCUCAGAGUCUCACUGUGGUGCCUGAGGACUUAAAGCCAGUUGGGUUAACAAAAGAAACGCUGUCAGCCCACACCCAAAAGGAGGAGCAGAACUAUGUGGACAAGUUCCGACAGAGGAUCUUGCUGUCUCCGUUUAGGACUUACCUUCAACAGGGGAGCAAAAGUAACAACAGACGUUCCUGUGGCCGAGGAGAUUCCCCUUCAAAGCAGAUGAACCCAGCCAGCUGUAAAAAAGGCAAACACGGAAAAUUCAAGCGCCAGAAACCUCAUAGACAGUCCUCAGAUUGCCACUUUUCUAAUAAAAAUAGAAAUAGUCUUCCAUGUGGGAAGAGAACAGUUCAGAAACAGUCAUUCUCUCCCUCAGAAGUGUCCUAUCUGAGCUCCUCCAGUAUGAAUGUCAUUCCUCCUACGGGAUUUCAAGUCUAUUCAGAUCCCCUAUGUGGUUUUCCAGCCUCUCCCAUAGAAGAGGACCUUGGCCUCCGCUCGUUAAAACCUGAGUCCACAUCGUCACCGCAACUAUACUGUGAAGCACCAGCACUUUGUCCCCCAAACGUAGGCAUGUUUACGGCUGUAUUUUUUCAGAGUUUCCCCACGUGUGCUCAGAUGCCUCAGUAUGUCUUUCUUCCUAGCCCUCAGUACGUUUAUCCCCCAGCUUCAUACCCAUGCACCGUGCUGUGUCCAGCCCCACCACCUCUGGCACCAGCAGUCCCGCGCUCUGUGGAUCAGCCCUUUCCAACCUCUUCUGCCAUGUCCAUGGAGGACCAGCAAGAGGGCCAGCACAACCCGGCCCUACUGCUGAGUAGCUCACGGAGCAGCUCCCCGCUUCAGCUGAAUUUGCUUCAAGAAGAGCUGCCAAAACCUAUGGAGCUUUCCAUCAGUACCGAUGGUAAAGCACAUGCAGAAGCUAAAUGUGACAAUGAUCCGGAAGGUAGUGGUAACAGCGCUAGCCAUUGCACCUCUAGUGAAUUUACUGAGCGCUCGCUGUACGAGGACUCCCACUCAGGUGCAGGUUCAGCAGCAUCAGGCAGUGGAUUAGCUUUAUCUGGUUCUGUAGGCUCUAGCUCCAACGAGACUUCUGGUUGUGGCACAGCAGGUAGUGGGAAAAGCAGCAAGUAUUUUGCCAGUAACGAUUCUUCUGAAGCUUCCAAAGAGAAGAAUUGGGAAGCAGAAGAAAAAGGGACAGCUCAUAAAUCCAAACAUGAGUCAGCCUGCGUGAUGAUGGAUCACACAUCUGAACAAGUUCUAAUGACUUACCAAAUGCCAAACAGAAUCAAAGAGGAAGUUUUAAAGGAGGAUCUGGAGAAGCUGACAGUCAUGCAAAAGCAGCAGCCGUGGUUUACAGAUGGGCAAAAGAAGGAGCUCGCUGAGGUGCAUACGUGGAUCCGGACCCAGACUGUCCCGCUGCAAAUCAGCACCCAAGGCUGUGUUACAUGUGACGUCAGGGAAGCAAGCUGUGAGGCUGCAAUGGCUGAUGACGGUAUGGAAAACAAGGGAAAAUGACCUUCACUCCUGCAACACUGAAGACAUUGGCACUUGUGUCAGUAAAACUGCUUGGUGUAAUUCCCGUUCUCUUUUCCUCUGGCUUCGCUACAUGCUGGCGGUGAAUCUAUCUGGCUAUCUCUUCCCAUGUGAAACUGAAUCUUCCUCCAUUACCCCUCUGCUCCUGGCAUGACUUUGAAGACAGUCCUUCACUCGGGGGCUGUUUCCCUUCCUGACCUCACAGACUUGGUGCAGAAUGGGUUAUGUUUCUGACUUUUGAUUGCUCAGUGACGAGCAAAAUACAGAGGUGUUUUGGGGUUAGGUUUUGUUUGUUUGGACUCUGCAAGUGAGAGUCUGAAAAGAUGCAGUGGUUAAGAACCUACAGCGAUGAACCUACCAGUUCAGAGCGGUUACUCUCCGAGUAAGGCAGAUGUAUUGAAACCAAGCUGCCAGCAGGGUGCUGUUCAUUUUUGUUUGUUUGGUGUUUAAAGGUCUAAACUGAAGAUCCUAAUACUCAGAGGCUCUAAAAUCACUGUAGCUGGUUCGAGAAUCCAAUAGGCUUUUUAAUGAGCAGUUGAAAACUGGGCAAGUUAUUCUGCAUCAAAAUGCCUUUCGCCAGCUUGUGCCCAUCAACAAAAUAAACUGCAGUGAAAAGAACCAAAGCUAUUCCCUAUGCUUUUCAUGAUGAGUGUUUUGGAACCAAGUUGUUUUAUAGCUUUUGCUUUUAAAGCUGUGUCUCUCAAGAGAGGUGUUUAAAAUUAGUUCAGGGUAACUGGUUUGCAAACCUACUAGAGAUCAAAUUAUAAAUAGCAAUCAAGAAAAAAAAAAACAA